This is a messenger RNA of Rangifer tarandus platyrhynchus (Svalbard reindeer), 1971 nucleotides long. Lineage: Eukaryota; Metazoa; Chordata; Mammalia; Artiodactyla; Cervidae. The record is from the annotation of a GenBank genome assembly.
AUGGAAGUGGAAACCACUGAACCUGAGCCAGAUUGUGUAGUACAGCCUCCUUCUCCUGAUGAAUUUUCAUGCCCAGUGAGACUCUCUGAAAAGAUCACUCCAUUGAAGACUUGUUUUAAGAAAAAAGAUCAGAAGAGGUUGGGAACUGGAACCUUGAGGUCUUUGAGGCCAAUAUUAAACACUUUGUUAGAAUCUGGCUCACUUGAUGGGGUUUUUAGAUCUAGAAACCAGAGUGCAGAAGAGAGCAGCUUACAUGAACCUAUGGUGAAGAAACCCUUGGAAAUCAACACAUCAUGUCCACCUACUGAAAACAGUAUGUCUGUCCUGAUUCCUGAUGGGACAAAUGUUGGGGGCCAGAUGCCAGAAGCCCCUCCUCCCACUGAUGCUCCAGAGCAGGUGGUUCCAAUCCAGGAUCAUAACUUUCCACCAGAAACCAUCAGUGGGACAGUGGCAGAUUCUACAGCAGGGCACUUCCAGACUGACAUUUUGCACCCAGUUUCAAGUGAUGUUCCUGCUAGUCCUGACUGCAUAGACAAAGUCAUGGAUUAUGUUCCAGGGGUUUUCCAAGACAACAGUUUUACAAUCCAGUACAUUUUGAACACCAGUGACAAGUUGAGUACCGAGCUCUUUCAGGACAAAAGUGAGGAGGCCUCCCUUGACCUUGUGUUUGAGCUGGUGAACCAGCUACAGUACCACACUCACCAAGAGAAUGGAAUUGAAAUUUGCAUGGACUUUUUGCAAGGCACUUGUAUUUAUGGCAGGGAUUGUUUGAAGCACCACACGAUCUUGCCAUAUCACUGGCAGAUCAAGAGGACAACUACGCAAAAGUGGCAGAGUGUAUCCAAUGACUCCCAGGAGCACUUGGAAAGAUUUUACUGUAACCCAGAAAAUGAUAGAAUGAGAAUGAAGUAUGGAGGACAAGAAUUUUGGGCAGAUUUGAAUGCCAUGAAUGUGUAUGAAACAGCUGAAUUUGACCAACUACGAAGGCUGUCCACACCACCCUCUAGCAAUGUCAACUCUCUUUACCACACAGUCUGGAAAUUCUUCUGUAGGGACCACUUUGGAUGGAGGGAGUAUCCUGAGUCUGUUAUUCGAUUGAUUGAAGAAGCCAACUCUCGAGGUUUGAAAGAAGUCCGAUUUAUGAUGUGGAACAACCACUACAUUCUCCACAACUCAUUCUUCAGAAGAGAAAUAAAAAGGAGACCCCUUUUCCGUUCCUGUUUUAUACUGCUUCCAUAUUUACAGACACUUGGUGGUGUUCCCACACAGGCUCCUCCACCUCUUGAAGCAACCUCCUCAUCACAGAUCAUCUGCCCAGAUGGGGUCACCUCAGCAAACUUUUACCCUGAAACUUGGGUUUAUAUGCAUCCUUCUCAGGACUUCAUUCAAGUGCCUGUUUCUGCAGAGGACAAAAGUUACCGAAUCAUCUAUAAUCUUUUUCAUAAGACUGUGCCGGAGUUUAAAUAUAGAAUUUUGCAAAUAUUGAGAGUCCAAAAUCAGUUUCUUUGGGAGAAAUAUAAAAGGAAAAAGGAAUAUAUGAACCGGAAAAUGUUUGGCCGUGACAGAAUAAUAAAUGAGAGACAUUUAUUUCAUGGAACAUCCCAGGAUGUGGUAGAUGGGAUCUGCAAGCACAACUUUGACCCGCGAGUCUGUGGAAAGCAUGCUACAAUGUUUGGACAGGGCAGUUACUUUGCAAAGAAGGCAAGCUACUCUCAUAACUUUUCUAAGAAGUCCUCCAAAGGAGUCCAUUUCAUGUUUCUGGCUAAAGUGCUAACUGGCAGAUACACGAUGGGCAGUCACGGCAUGAGAAGGCCCCCUCCCGUCAACCCUGGCAGCGUCACCAGUGACCUGUAUGACUCUUGUGUCGAUAAUUUCUUUGAGCCUCAAAUUUUUGUCAUUUUUAAUGAUGACCAGAGUUACCCUUAUUUUGUUAUCCAAUAUGAAGAAGUCAGUAACACUGUUUCCAUUUGA